AUGGCGUGCAAAGCCGUAAUCCUCUCCCUCGCAGCGGGUGCCGCAGCUCUGGAGCCAUUCGUCCCCCCAAUCGCCGUGCAGGAUGUGAUGCAGGCCUCCUUGCCGAAUGUGGUUGACAUUCACUACGACGUACCGCAGGGAUUCUCCGCAGAUAUGACCGCCAUCGCCGACUCGGCGGCGCGUUCCACAUUGUACGGGCGUACUUCGUUUCUGAAAAAAGGCACGACAGACGUUUACUACGAAAAGCCUGCGUCGCCAUCCGCUCUGGAAGCUAGCUACCAGGCAAUCCUAUCUCAAGUGAAAGCCAACAUCAAGGCAAAGUUUGACGCAAUGUCCGGUGCCUCGUUUCUUAGUGCUGCCCCGUCCGUGAAUGUCUUUGUGGGAGAGGGAAAAGGCAUGAACGUCGACAUGGCACGAUUAACGAUGGAUGCCUACGCAUAUGCUGGUGAGCUUAUGGCCGGUGCUCGGACGAGUUUCUUGGCCGGAGACGACGUGCCACACCCGCUCCCGGUACUCAACAUUGAUGUGACAACUCCAGCAUUCGUCUCUUCUGAGGCGAUGACGCAGUCCCAAGCAGAAGCUGCGGCAAUCGCAAAACUCCAAAGUGAGUUGGCCGGCUUGAGCCACUAG
This is a messenger RNA of Amoebophrya sp. A25, 630 nucleotides long. Lineage: Eukaryota; Dinophyceae; Syndiniales; Amoebophryaceae. The record is from the annotation of a GenBank genome assembly.